Spirometra erinaceieuropaei is the source of this 3984-nucleotide messenger RNA. Lineage: Eukaryota; Metazoa; Platyhelminthes; Cestoda; Diphyllobothriidea; Diphyllobothriidae. The record is from the annotation of a GenBank genome assembly.
AUGAGCCUCCGUCUGCCCCUCCGGCGAGGAGGCAAGUUCGCCACCAUCAUCAGCGCCUACGCUCCGCCGAUGACCAGCCCCGACGCCGUCAAAGACAAAUUCUACGAGGACCUGCACGCCCGCUUGGCGACUGUGUCGAAGGCGGACAAGUUGAUUGUCCUUGGUGACUUCAACGCCCGCGUCGACACAGACCAUACUGCCUGGAGGGGAGUGCUGGGUCCCCACGGUCUCCGCGGCUCCAACGACAACGGCCUGCUUCUCCUCCGCACCUGCGCAGAACACCGCCUCACCCUGACGAAUACCUUCUUCUGUCUGCCGGAGCGAGAGAAGGCCACCUGGAGGCAUCCUCGGUCGCGUCAGUGGCACCUGCUGGACUAUGUCCUCGUCCGGAGGCGAGAUCAGCGGGACGUGCUGGUGACGAAAGCGAUCGCGGGUGCUGACGGGUGGACCGACCAUCGCCUCGUCAUCUCGAAGAUGCGUGUUCGCCUACAGCCUCGCAGGAGACCACAAGGUAAGCGACCCCCAGGUAAGCUGAAUGUUGCUUUGUUGUCUUUGCCUGCUCACCGUCUCCAUUUCAGCAAUGAGCUAGCUCAACGGCUAGACAACCUUCCUAUCGCUGCCGCCGCCAACGACGCCGCCGCCGCCGCCGAGAACGCCUCCGUGGAGAACCGCUGGUGUCAACUGCGAGACACGGUCCAGUCGACGGCGCUCGCCGUCCUCGGUCGCGCUCCCCGCCAACACCAGGACUGGUUCGACGACAACGACGCUGCCAUCAGAAAUCUGCUUGCUGAGAAGAACCGCCUACACAAAGCCUACGUAGAUCACCCCACUGAGGACAACAAAGCUGCCUUCUACCGCAGUCGCCGACAGCUCCAGCAACGACUGCGCGAGAUGCAGGACGCCUGGACUGCUCGCAAAGCUGAGGAGAUCCAAGGCUACGCGGACCGCAACGAAUGGAAGAACUUCUUCUCCGCGAUCAAAGCUGUCUACGGUCCGCCGACGAAGGGCACUGCUCCUCUCCUCAGCGCCGACGGCAGUACUCUUUUGACUGAGAAGACGCAAAUCCUGCAGCGAUGGGCCGAGCACUUCCGAGGCGUCCUCAACCGCCCUUCCGUCAUCUCCGACGCCGCCAUCGCCCGCUUGCCGCAAGUGGCGACCAACGCGGACCUCGACCUCCCGCCAUCUCUCCCCGAAACGAUCAGGGCCGUGCAGCAGCUCUCUAGCGGGAAAGCACCCGGAUCGGACGCCAUCCCUGCUGAGGUCUACAAGCACGGAGGUCCCCUACUGAUGGAUCACCUGACUGCGCUCUUCCAGGAGAUGUGGCGUCAAGGUGAAGUCCCGCAAGAUUUCAAAGACGCAACUAUCGUGCACCUCUAUAGGCGAAAAGGGAAUCGCCAAGUCUGCGACAACCACCGCGGCAUCUCCCUACUGAACAUCGCCGGGAAGAUCUUCGUUCGCAUCCUGCUCAACCGCCUCAACAACCAUCUGGAACAGGGCCUUUUGCCGGAAAGCCAAUGCGGCUUCCGUCGUCAUCGUGGGACCACGGAUAUGAUUUUCGCCGCCCGUCAACUUCAAGAGAAGUGUCAGGAGAUGCGGAUCCACCUGUACUCUACCUUCGUGGACCUGACGAAAGCCUUCGACACGGUGAAUCGUGAAGGACUGUGGAAGCUCAUGCAGAAAUUCGGCUGUCCGCAGCGAUUCACUCAGAUGGUGCGUCAGCUGCACGACGGUAUGAUGGCGCGAGUCACGGACAACGGAGCUGUCUCAGAGGCAUUCGCAGUGACCAACGGAGUGAAACAGGGCUGUGUGCUGGCGCCUACCCUCUUCAGUCUCAUGUUCUCUGCCAUGCUGAUGGACGCCUACCGCGACGAACGCCCUGGAAUCCGCAUCGCCUAUAGAACGGACGGUCAUCUCCUGAAUCACCGGCGCAUGAACUUCCAAUCGCGUGUAUCCACAGCCACCGUGCACGAACUCCUCUUCGCCGACGACUGCGCCCUGAACACCACCUCAGAAGUGGAGAUGCAACGGAGCAUGGACCUAUUCUCCGCCGCCUGCGAGAACUUUGGGCUGGUUAUCAACACGCAGAUGACGGUGGUGAUGCAUCAGCCGCCUCCCAGCUCAGCCACAGCCCCCAACGCGCCGCAAAUCAACGUGAAUGGGACUCAACUGCAAGUGGUAGAGAACUUCCCGUACCUGGGCAGCACGCUCUCCCGCAACACCAAGAUCGACGACGAAGUCGCCAACAGGAUCUCGAAAGCCAGUCAAGCCUUCGGACGUCUCCAAUGCACAGUUUGGAAUCGUCAUGGUCUCCAACUGAGCACAAAGCUGAAGAUGUACAAGGCCGUCAUCCUGCCGGCGCUACUGUACGGAGCGGAGACCUGGAUGGUGUACACGAGGCAGGCACGUCGACUAAACCACUUCCACCUCAGCUGUCUCUGCCGCAUCCUGAGGCUGAACUGGCAGGACCGCAUCCCCGACACCGAAGUGCUGGAACGGACGGGAAUUCUGAGCAUCUACUCCAUUUUUAGACAAAUGCAGCUACGCUGGAGCGGCCACCUGGUGCGCAUGGACGACGAGCGACUACCCAAACGACUCUUCUACGGAGACGUCGCGACGGGUUCUCGUCGUCAAGGAGGCCAAAUUCGCCGUUACAAGGAUACUCUGAAGUCCUCCCUGAAGCGCCUGCACAUCAACCCGACCAACUGGGAAGAGCUCGCCCGCGAUCGUCCGACAUGGAGGAGAACAGUGAAGACGGGCGCUGCUAUCUACGAAGCCAACCGCAUCGCCGCCGCCAAAGCGAAACGCGAAGCCCGCAAAUCACAACUUCGCCCAAUAAGCAACGCCGCCGCACAACCGCUCCCUACGUGUCCUCGAUGUCAACGGACAUUCCGGGCACGAAUCGGACUUGUUGGACAUCUUCGAACCAACUGCACCUCUCGAACUGCUCCAGCCAUCGUCCCCCAGCCCGCCUCUUCCUCGUCCUCUCUUCCGCCAACUAACUCUGACACUCCUUCCGCACCACCAAUUCCAUCCUCCUCCUCGCCGUCCUCCUCCCCCUCCAUUGCCCCAGCGGCGGCCGUUCAGACUGCUGUCUCACACAUCACCAACCCCAACACAACAACCGACAUCACCUCUCCCACCUCUCCCGAUACCACUGAUGAGGAUCAGGACUACACCUGCCCUCACUGUGACCGCACCUUCACCUCACACAUCGGCCUGGUCGGUCACUUGCGAAUACAUCGCACAGAGACUGGCGAACCAGUGCCUGGAGCACCAACCUACACCCACCGCACUCGCCUCCACUGCCCACAAUGCCCUCGCACCUUCACUCAUCGCAUGGGUCUAUUCGGCCACAUGCGCAUCCACGAGAGCGGCAUUGACCGCAGCCUCGACACACCCACCCCGCCGAGCCCCACUCCCAAUCCACCACCUUGUGCACCCACUAACCACUCCCCAGCCGACAUCGAUGCCACCGAUUUUACCACCCCUCACUCCUCCCCUUCCUCCUCCUCUUCCUCCACCACUGCCACAACGACGGCCGCUUCGGCGUCUGUCGCCCACGACUUCACCACAGCCGAACCUGACACAACAACAGGCACAAGCCCUGCAACCUCCAUCAUCAGACGUGAGGGCCAGCACUACAUCUGCCCUCACUGCGAUCGCACCUCCACUUCACGCAUCGGCCUGGUCGGUCACUUGCGAAUCCAUCGCACAGAGACUGGCGAACCAGUGCCUGGAGCACCAACCUACACCCACCGCACUCGCCUCCACUGCCCACAAUGCCCUCGCACCUUCACUCAUCGCAUGGGUCUAUUCGGCCACAUGCACAUCCACGAGAGCGGAAUUGACCACAAUUCCGAUACAGCCACGACAUCCAACACAUCCACCAUGCCCAGACCCAACCUCGCUCCACCGUCACACGCGCCGACCACCACCACCACCACUGCUUCCUCUACAGCUGACACCGACAGCGCCGACCUCUAA